Messenger RNA from Nerophis lumbriciformis (worm pipefish), 753 nucleotides. NCBI's taxonomy places the organism in Eukaryota, Metazoa, Chordata, Actinopteri, Syngnathiformes, Syngnathidae. The record is from RefSeq and is a predicted model, not a curated record.
AUGACUGAGCUUGUUGAACAGUUCUAUGAUGGAAGAACAUGCAUUUACACUGUGCAUCUGUGUUUGCUUUCAGCUUUCCGGGGAGCUCUAUGGGCUGCUUUGUUAUGGCCCUGCCUCUUUAGCGCCAGCUUUCUGCUUGAGUGUACAGACCAGGACCAGGUCAUCCACCCUUACUGUUUAUCUAUCUCACAAGAGAAGCUGAUGGACAGGGUGAUCCAACAUGCCAAGCUCAUCUACCGUGUCUCAGAAGAGUCAUGUUCUUUAUUUGAGGACAUAUUCGUACCAUAUCCGUUGCGGCUUCAAAGGAACCAAGCGGCAUAUGCAUGCCUUACAAAAGCCAUCCCCAUUCCAAGUUCCAUUGGUGAAGUCCAACAGAUGUCUGACAAAUGGUUGUUACAUUCUGUACUAAUGCUGGUUCAGUCAUGGAUCGAGCCCUUGGUCUACCUACAGACAACACUGGACCGUUAUGAUGGUGCUCCAGAAAUGCUCCUCAACAAGACCAAGUGGAUGUCUGACAAACUUAUCAGUCUCGAGCAUGGAGUGGUCGUUCUCAUCAAAAAGAUGCUGAACGAGGGCCUAAUGACAAGUUACAGCGAACAAGGCCUGUUCCAAUAUGAAAUGCAAACAGAUGUGGUGGAAUCUGUCAUGAGGGACUAUAUCUUACUCAGUUGCUUCAAGAAAGAUUCCCAUAAGAUGGAGACAUUCCUCAAGCUUCUCAAAUGUAGACAAACUGACAUUUAUAACUGUUCAUGA